CACUCGGAACAGCACCCACCGUUCCAGCAGGAAGUCAGCCAGCAAAGUCACACAUGCUUCCUGUUACCGUUGCGCGCGUUCCGCUCUAACCAUCAUCGUCGUCGUCGUCAUUUUGACACAUUGAGAGCGAGAGAGAAUCCGAGUGCUCUAUGAUAGAGGAUCCAACUUGUCGCCGCUCGAGAGGAGAAAAGAUUACCAUUCCGUCCCGUGGCUCCAUUUAGUCGUCAGGUCGGUCUAGCGGAAAGAAGCAACAAAACGAUAGCAGCAAGCAUUUACAGACACUGCCUGGUGUUAUGUGUGUUGUUAUUCUUCGCAUUGACGGAAAAAUAAGCAAGUUGAAAAGUAGGAAAUAGGCGAAGAGAGUUAGUUUAAAGUGAUAAGAGAACUCCGAACUCAUAUUUCGUUGUGCGUUUUGUGCACCAAUUGUCAGCAACAGUCGGAGUGUGCUGUGCUCAUCAUGCUAAUGGUGAACGCAAACCUCAAGGAGAAAAUGCUUCGGUUCCAGAUACCGAGCGAGUUGAAGGACGAUCUCGUGUACUGCCAACGAUCUUUACGUCACUUCGUCAAAGUGCAUCAGCUUCUGGCAUCGAAACUAUCGAAUGAAUUGACACAGAGUCAGGUCACAAAACUGAAGCAGUACCUGCUCGAGCUGGAAGCGGAAAUGGUGGAAAUUGGUAACGAGCAGCGACCGCUGAUACAAGAAUUGGACGCGCAGGUUCGCAGCUAUCUCAAGCAGCUUUACAGCUCCGCGGAUCUAGAGGAAAUCGAGAUGGCCUUCGGUUACGUGAGUCGGGCGCUAUCCGUUCACUACGAGAUGUCGUUCAACACGAAAUACAGUCCACGCAAUGUGACAGAGCGCCUGACCGAGACCCAACUGGCGCACAAGUAUGAGCUUGCCUCUUUCGACGAGGCCCGACCGAAGAAGGAGAAAGAUGAAUCCCAGAGCAGUACCGAUUCGUCAAUUUCUCCGACAACAAUCAGAAAUCAGAAACAGAUCUCUCUGCUCAAGCCGAAGGAGGAACGCGUUGGUCCGGCGAGCAAACCCGCCGUUAGUUCCACCGUCCCUCCCUUCAACAAUAUCACAUUCUCGAACGCCAAGGCUCUUGUCAAUGAGCAGGUGUUGAAGAAGAUCGCCCCAGAGGCGAUCGUGGUGCCCAAGAAACUCAUCAAAAUACUGCCCAAGUCCGAGCCCAUUCCACGACCAAUUCCAAAACUGCCGGAAAUCGUUACAUCACCCGUCAAGCAAGAGCAAGACGAUUAUGAGCCGCAAGAACUGCCCGCUACGGUUGCCAUCAAGAAGAGUCGUCUGAAUUUGCUCCAGGCGCUGAACAAAGCCAAAAAUAGCUGCAAUUUGUCGCAAAGUCAGCCCGAGGAGCAACCGAAGUUUGCGACUGUUUCCCCACGCCAUAAGGGUAUUACCAAGGUCAAAAGCGAUCCACUUCCAGUAACCAGCAAGCGUGCCUCCAGUGGAGCUUCCUCCGAUUCGUCGGCAAACUCCCGCUCGUCUACCCCGAUCUCGACCAAAGCGUCGGAUGAUUCCUCGGCCGAUCGUACCCCACCCGGUCCAAUUGAAGAUUACGUCGAGCCACAGCCAACCGAUAUUGCUGAGUUGGAGCAACCGGUGUUUCUCAAGUUUUUCGGGCUCCUCACGCUCGAGGAAAGCAAAGCGCUGGCAACCCGUAAAACCGAACGUAAGCGUCGCAGCUGCAACAGCACCGAGCGGAAGGACUUCCAUUACGGUAAAAUCGAUUACUACGAACAGCAGUCGCAUCACAUCACCCGCCGGAGGAACAAGCGCCCGAUUCUAUACUCGCCCCCAGCGACACGAGGCGUUAAAAAGCGCAAGCAUUUCGAUACGAUCGCCGCCACAACCGGUGCCGGCACGACGACAGCACGAUCCGCCUCGGGCUCAUCUGGAUCCUCUCCGUCAUGCAGUGCGGCGGCGGCGACUGCUGCAACAGCAUCAGCAGGGACACGCGUUGCGGCCGGCGAUAGCUCCAAGUUGGUGCUAGCGGAGUUGGAGAGUAAGACCUGUAUCGUUUGUAACAAGUCAGGUUCCGCCGAUAGUUUGAGCGCCUGCGUGUACUGCUGCAACAUCUACCAUCUGCGCUGCCACAGCAAUAGCAUUUUCAAUCCCCAGCUUCUCCGCCAGCGGGACAACAUCUGUCCGGUGUGUUUGCAGAAGAAACAACAGGAUGCGGUCGCGAUGCAGAAUCACCAGCGGGAUCAAGCAGUCUUGAAGCGUCUACUGUUGCGCAAUGCCCUGCAGAAGGCCCGCAACGAGGAGUUGCUGCGGCGCAAACAGGAUCUGGAGAAGAAGUAUAACGCGAAGCAGCAAGUACGAACGCGGCUGCUACAUCAGGAACGAGCGACACGGGACCAAUUGGCGCAGCUGAUUAAUAACGUUCGUACGUUGCGUCACGAGCAGUGAGAGUACCGAUAACGAGAUACAUCUAUCGACAGACAGUACAGUACAAACCCAUUUGCACUUUUCCAUAUGCGCGAAUUUUGGUGCAUCCCCUCCGUCCAUUAUUCAUAUUUUCUUUUAUGUUUUAUUCGUUCUCUUUUCGUUUCUCGUUUUGUUGACACUUUAUUGUUUGUAAUUAUGAUUACUAUUUUUUUGGGUUUUCCUUUUGGGAGCCACCUGAUUGAAGAUGGAAUUCAUAUCGGGCGUGAACAUCUUGUAUGUUCAAAUGAAUAAAAUAUUAUAAUGUUAGUUAUUCGUUAAUUAUAAAUUCACAUUGA
This is a messenger RNA of Toxorhynchites rutilus septentrionalis, 2745 nucleotides long. RefSeq lists its product as uncharacterized. The record is from RefSeq and is a predicted model, not a curated record. The coding region runs from base 458 to 2431 and encodes 657 amino acids. The transcript is spliced from 6 exons. NCBI's taxonomy places the organism in Eukaryota, Metazoa, Arthropoda, Insecta, Diptera, Culicidae.